AUGGGUUUCUUGAUGAAGGAUUCCAAGCUGAUCGCCACUCACUAUCUGCUGUGUAAAGGAGCGAUCUUGCUGGCCCUACUGAGACAGGUCUUGUCUUGGGCUCUCAAGCUGAGAAACAGAGCCGCCGCCAUCACCCUCUUUUCGCUUGCCUCCAGAGAGAGCCUCCUCUCUCGUUCUCCUCCUCCUUCUUCUUCUUCACUUCGCGCGUCUUCCGAUAUCGUCGGAGACGGUCUUCCCCUGGCCACUUACGGAGACGCCGUGGCCGAGAGGCUGCGGGCGAGCUGCGACACUUGCGCGGUUUGCUUCAGCCCGUUGAUGGAGGGCGAAGAGGUGAGGGUGCUCAGGAACUGCCGCCACGUCUACCACAGGGAGUGCCUCGACGGGUGGGUAGGAUGUGAUUCCGAUCACGGUCGCGAUCGUCCCGGCGAUCGUAGCAAUCACAGGACGUGCCCGCUUUGCAGGGCCCCGCUGUGGGGUCCUCCUCCUUCGCGGAGCUUGAGGUGGGACAGGACAGAGCCCAGGUGGAGCGUGAAGAGACUCUGUUCCUCCGUCUGGGGAUGCGAUCUGUAG
Messenger RNA from Rhodamnia argentea, 570 nucleotides. Its product is annotated as RING-H2 finger protein ATL5. Bases 1 to 570 code for a protein of 189 amino acids. Gene Ontology annotation, molecular function: ubiquitin protein ligase activity. Lineage: Eukaryota; Viridiplantae; Streptophyta; Magnoliopsida; Myrtales; Myrtaceae. The record is from RefSeq and is a predicted model, not a curated record. The transcript has a single exon. Gene Ontology annotation, biological process: protein ubiquitination.